Messenger RNA from Cannabis sativa, 1661 nucleotides. RefSeq lists its product as uncharacterized. The coding region runs from base 318 to 1286 and encodes 322 amino acids. NCBI's taxonomy places the organism in Eukaryota, Viridiplantae, Streptophyta, Magnoliopsida, Rosales, Cannabaceae. Gene Ontology annotation, molecular function: protein-folding chaperone binding. The record is from RefSeq and is a predicted model, not a curated record. The transcript is spliced from 2 exons. Gene Ontology annotation, cellular component: cytosol.
ACUUUUGUAACCUCAAGGAAAUAUAGCUGUCACUGAAGUCUUCCUUCGACCCGUUUGGAAAUAUCCGAAAUAAACGCGCACAACUUACAUUUUUAUUUAUUAUUUUAUUAAAAUUCAUUCAUAAUAAUUCAUAUAAGCUUCUUGUGAACUAACCGCUCCACUCGCCGGAGCUCUCUCCCACCGAAUUCAUCAACCCCUUCACAUGCUUUUCUAAUUGCGAAAUCCUACUCUACCGUCGAAUCAAAAGGAAGAAUAGAAGAAGGUUACUGCCUGCUUCGAUCGAUAGUCUGCCCAUCACAGAAUUUAGAGAAGCUGAUAUGGGAAUUGAUUACUAUGACGUUUUGAAGGUGAAGCGGAACGCAACGGAGGAGGAACUGAAAAAGGCUUAUCGGAGGUCGGCUAUGAAGUGGCAUCCUGACAAGAACCAGGUGAACAAUAAGGAAGCGGAGGCCAAGUUCAAGCUCAUCUCCGAAGCCUAUGACGUCCUUGCUGAUCCUCAAAGACGUCAGAUCUAUGAUGUCUAUGGCGCCGAAGCUCUUAAAUCAGUUGACUUCAAUUCUUCAUCAUCACCUUCUUCUUCUCCUAGCUCUUUCGGUCACGGAAUGAGAAUUAAUAGCAAUGGUGGCUCUCGGUUCCGGUUCGAUCCUCGUGAUCCGGAUGAUAUUUUUGCAGAAUUUUUUGGCGGAUCUGAUGAUGGUAAUGGACAUAGUCGGGAGCAGAAGAUUAAUAGUACUAACUCUACCAGAAAAGCACAACCGGUUGAGGAAAAGUUGCCGUGUAGCUUGGAGGAUCUCUUUAAAGGAACUAGAAAGAAAAUGACAAUUUCUAGAACUGUUAUCGAUGAUUUUGGUAAGUCAAAGACCAUUGAUGAAAUUUUAAAGAUUGACAUUAAACCUGGCUGGAAAAAGGGUACCAAAAUCACUUUCCCAGAGAAAGGUAACCAAGAACCUGGAAUCACUGCGUCAGAUCUUAUCUUCGUAAUUGAAGAGAAACCUCAUGGUAUUUUCCGGAGAGAUGGGAAUGAUCUUGUGGUUAAGCAACGAAUAUCUUUAUUAGAGGCUCUAACAGGGAAAACUCUGAAUGUAACAAGCUUGGACGGGAGGGUACUUAGUAUCUCAGUCACAGAUAUAGUUAAGCCUGGUCAUGAAGUAGUAAUUCAGAACGAGGGAAUGCCCAUUUCAAAAGAUCCCAGCAAAAGAGGUAAUCUCAGAAUCAAAUUCGAUGUGAUGUUUCCAUCGAAGCUUAAUUCUGAACAGAAAUCUGAUUUGAGAAGGGUUCUGGGUUGAGCUGAUAACUAGUCAAGACUGAAUUGGGUGUUGAUGACACUGAUUGAUAACAUUAAGAUCAGUAAACAUGUAAAUACAUAACACUUUCCCAUGUUUAAGAGAAAGUAUUGAUGUGCAUAUAGUAGGAAAAGAGUUUGAACGAGUGAAGUCAAGGGUGUUAAUUUAUGUAACGUAACUGGCAGGUCACAACUUUGGUAUCUUUUCUUUUCAGAGGAGUAGCGACUUUUUUUUUUCUUUAUCUUUUUUUAAUUUUUUUUUUUCAAUGUAGAUAUUUAAUGCAUGUUCUGUGUGGAAUAACCAUAAUCUCGUUCUUCAAUUUGGUAAAGAUCAAAUUUAUUUAGUGUAAUGACUGAUCACAGCUACAUUUGCUUUUAA